GUGUAGUUCAUUGCAUUAACUAUGAAAAUGAUCUACUAAUAAAGUCUUCAUUUUGCACAGUGUAGCCUAUCAGAUCAUAUUAAUCCAAUAUAUAUUUAUAUAUAUAAUUCAAAGACAUCCAUGCAUUUUUAAAUGCUGCUUAAAACAUUUUGGGGCCACUGUGUCAAGGUUGCAUUGUUGCAUACAGUUCAUUAGCUGAUCCAGAAGGAAAUCCUCACUUCUUGCAACAGGGCACUUCAGUCUGUGCCGGUCUGAUGAUGUACAUAUGGCUGGUUUUCUUCUUUUAUAGUAUCAUAAAAGACUGUCAAAGUGUUUCUCUUCUGCACGGGAGAGAUUUGAGCACGGAGUUCCUGUGCAACACUUCUAUGAGCAUGCACAUGCCUGCCAGCGUGUGUGGGUGUUUGGGUAAUCCCAGCUCUCUCUCUGUUGUCCCGGUGAAUUGGAGGCAUGCCAUAGCUGGAUGUGAUUUGACUGGUUUCAGUAAGGGAAAUCUCUCCUGCGUGAGUGGGCAGACCAUGGGCAUAAAAGAGGCCAGGACAACUGGAAGAUGUUCAUUCAGCAUCUUGCUCACUCAGUCAAUCAGGAUGACAGCAACAGCUUUCAUCUGUGAUAUGGAGGACUCAGUAGGAGCUCGGAAGAUUUCGGAGGACAGCCACAAGCUCAAGAUUCAGGUACCUGCCAACACUCGGCUCAAGGUCCUUGUUGCUGUGCUGAUGCUCCUGGUAGUGGGGCUUUCUGGAUGCAUUAUAUGGAUCAAUGUGUCUCGCCAGACUUGUGCACAGGAGUUGAAUUUAUUACCUGAACUUCCACAAGAUUGCCCACACAGAUUCAGCACAACUGCCAGCUUCAUAGGAAUAAAGGCAAAUUUCACUGCGCCCAGAAAUGGGACAUAUUUGAUCCAUGGAACAAUCUUUAAGAAGGAAAGGAAGGCGAAAGGCAUCUGCCAGGAAAUAUUGCUCCUGGUUGCUAAAGAGAAAGUCAUCACCACAGAAAGCUUCUGUGAAGACAAGGUGCAGUUUGUGGCCAAAGCCGAGCUUGAGAAAGAUGCUGGAUUGAGCCUAAAGCUGAACUCGUCCUCGCCAGUGCAGUAUGCACGUGAUGAGCUCCGGCCCUCUAUUGGAGUACAUGGCUUUAUCACGGUUGGCGGUUCUGAUGAUGGGGAUGAUGCCGUGUCCGUCACAACAUCAGAUAUGGGUGAGUGGUCCAUGGAGGAUGUUGCCGCCCCUUCCCCCUGGGAGGGUGAGGAGCGUGCACACGCCACUGACAAAGAGUUGCUUCGCUUCCUCACACGGGAGCCUGGAUGA
This is a messenger RNA of Myxocyprinus asiaticus (Chinese sucker), 1304 nucleotides long. RefSeq lists its product as uncharacterized. Bases 255 to 1304 code for a protein of 349 amino acids. The record is from RefSeq and is a predicted model, not a curated record. Lineage: Eukaryota; Metazoa; Chordata; Actinopteri; Cypriniformes; Catostomidae. The transcript is spliced from 4 exons.